Messenger RNA from Linum tenue, 218 nucleotides. The record is from the annotation of a GenBank genome assembly. NCBI's taxonomy places the organism in Eukaryota, Viridiplantae, Streptophyta, Magnoliopsida, Malpighiales, Linaceae.
CCAAAACCUUGACCAAAGUAUGCCAGUCAGUGACGGCCACGGCCACGGCCACGGCCUCUUCUUGUUGCUUUGCCAGCUCCACGUUUGCCCCCUCCACGACCACUUCUACCACCACUAUCAAAAUUUGCACUUAGCCUUUUAUAUUCUAUCGGCAAUGGAAGGAUGUUGUCGAUACAGGUCAUGACGCAGAAAGGUUCCAUAGAACCAUUUUCCCAAAC